AUGGAUACCGACCAGAAAUUGUGUUGUUCAUUAAUUAAAAAGGAACAUUAUGUGGGCAUAUUUUGGCAAGUUGGGACUGGGAACACGUUUACCAUUAAGGCAAUAGUGGAGAAAUUGAAAAAGGAAGGACAGAAUGUGUCAUUAAACUGCUACACAGGGAUUGCCUGUCUUAAUUAUACAAGAUUGAAGCCAUUGACACUUCAUACAUUUGCUGGAUUGGAAGAUGGGAGACACUCAAAGGAAAAGCUGGUUUACCGGUUAACAACAGACGAACAAUUUGAGAAGACCUUGAUGUGCAUCCAUAGUACAGACAUACUCAUUAUUGAUAAAGUGUCAAUGGUGUCAAAACGUGUAUUUGAAACAGUAGAGUAUGUCUGCAAAAAACUAAAAGACCCAAGUAAACUGUUUGGGGGCAUGCAAGUAGUGUUGUGUGGAGAUUUUGGAGAUGAUAACGGGGACUACUGUUUUCAUGUGGAUUUCUUCUCAAAAUGUUUCCCACAUAUCGUUAUUUUGUCACAAAAUCAUAGACAAAAAGAGCCCAUGCUAAUAAAAGCUGUAAAUGAACUUGCACAUGGCGAGCCAAGCCCGGAAACAAAUGCAUUCAUUGAAUCUUUAGCUCGGCCUUUAAGUGUUGAUGACCAAACAGACAUUACGAGACUGUAUGCCAGAAACUUCGAUGCUGAUAUCAGUAACUAUCGGUAUUUGGAGUCCAUUCCAGGUCCUUUGUGCACAUUUGAGGCAGAGGACAGUAUAGAUGCCUUUGAGUGA
Molecule: messenger RNA, 768 nt
Organism: Dreissena polymorpha
Lineage: Eukaryota; Metazoa; Mollusca; Bivalvia; Myida; Dreissenidae
Exons: 1
Coding region: 1-768 (255 amino acids)
Biological process (GO): telomere maintenance; DNA repair
Molecular function (GO): DNA helicase activity
Source: RefSeq, a predicted model, not a curated record